AUGGCCGACUGCGAAACUCUGGGGCCGCCCCCUGGAAGUUGCGGAGCGGAGGGACUGGGGGAGCGACGCGCCGCAGCGACGGAGCCGAGCGGCCCGGGCCGGGAGGCCGGCAUGGAGGGCGCGGCGGGGGACCCGUACCGACGACCCGCGCGGCGCACUCAGUGGCUGCUGAGCGCCCUGGCUCACCACUAUGGGCUGGACCGCGGCGUGGAGAACGAGAUCGUGGUGCUGGCCACCGGCCUGGACCAGUACCUGCAGGAGGUCUUCCACCACCUGGACUGCCGCGGCGCUGGCCGCCUGCCCCGUGCUGACUUCCGCGCUCUCUGCGCGGUGCUGGGGCUGCGCGCCGAGGGGGCCGCCGCCGGGGAGGCCUCCGGGGAUGCGGCCGCGGGAGACGCAAACCCUGGGGACGAGACCGCCGGGGUCGCGGCCGCUGGGGUGACCACCGACGGGGACGCGGAUGUCGAAGAGGAGGCGCGCCUGGCGCUGCGCGCGGAGCCGCCCGAGCUCACCUUCCGCCAGUUCCACGCGCGCCUCUGCGGCUACUUCGGCACCCGCGCGGGGCCCCGGCUGCCCCGCGGUGCUCUCAGCGAACACAUCGAGACGCAGAUCCGCCUGCGCCGCCCGCGCCGCCGCCGCCGCACGCCCCGCACGCCGGCCUCGGACCACGGCCCAGACGGCGGCAGGGACGGCGAGCUCCUGGCGCGGUUGGAGGAGGAGAACAGCAGCCUGCGCGAGCUGGUGGAGGACCUGCGUGCCGCGCUGCAAAGCAGUGACGCGCGCUGCCUAGCGCUGCAGGUCGGCCUCUGGAAGAGCCAGGCGGGCGCGCAGGAGGCUGGGCGCGGUGGGCCCGAAGCAGCGGCGCAGGAGCUGCGUCAGGCGCGGGGCGCUCUGGCGGUGGCCGAGGCCCGCGCCGGGCGGCUGCGCCAGGGUCAGGCCGAGGUGCGGCGGCGUGCGGAGGAGGCCCGAGAGGCGGUGCUGCGCAGCCUGGGCCGAGUGCGCGAGCUGGAGGCGCUGGCGCGACAGGUGCCGGGCCUACAGCGCUGGGUGCGAAGGCUGGAGGGCGAGCUGCUGCGCUACAGGUCAGAGGGCACUCAACUCCCCAUCUCAUCACAAGCCAGCCCAGAGCCGGAAGUCAAGAGAGGUGACCCUCUGGACAGUGGGACCAGAAGCCCAGACAGCCCUCCAGAGGGAGCCUGGCAGUCAGACAGCGGUUCCGGUUCCGGGAGCAGACCCCUGGACGAAGUGGACGGGCAGCUGUUCCGCUCAGUGGAAGGCCAGGCCGCCUCCGACGAAGAAGAAGAGGGUGAGGAGAAGUGGCAGAAAGAGCGAAGCUCACUGGCAGAGGUCAAGAUGCUGCUGCAGUACCUCUCCAGCUGCAGGAGUGGGUGUGAUGACCAGACAGCCAAGAAGCUCACGACUUACUUCAGCCACAUUGGCAGUGGUGACCAUGCCUGCACCCUGGGACAGCUGGAGACCCACAUCACCAUGCUGGUGGAGCAGCUGGGGACCCAGAGCUGCCGUGGCAAGGCCCUGGGGACACUUGGGGAGGAGGCAGAGCUGCAGCAGAAGGUAGAAGAGAUUGAGCACCUGAAGCUGGAGCUACAAAUGGUGGAGACAGAGCGGGUUCGGCUAUCCCUGCUGGAGGAGAAGCUCAUGGAUGUGCUGCAGCUCCUGAAAAGGCUCCGGGACCUGAACAUAUCGAAAAGAGCCCUGGGGAAGAUUUUGCUGAACACGCUGGAUGCUUGCAAGGACACCCCACCCGAGGGGCGAUGUGGACCCUUGGCCAUCCUGGAUGCCCUGCGCCAAGCUUUGGCUGGCUGUGAGCUCCUGCAGGGAGAGCUCUCGGCACCAGCCUCCACAGCUCCUGCACUAGCCAACCCCCUCCUCAUCUCUGCUGAGGUCACUGGCCCAGCCUAUGGGCACCUCGGUCAGCCUGACCUCCACCAGACCAGCCUCCAGAUCAACCUGACUGCGACCAGGCCAGUUUCCUUGACCAGCCUGACCACCAUCGGAUGAGCUUCCAUGGCUACCCCAACCACCAUCACAUCCUCAGAACCCUAGAGACCCUGACUCCUAAGACUCAACCUGGGCUCAACCCCAAAGCCGCCCACAACAGAGCCUGGCAGACUUCAUCUCCUUGAGGUCCUCCCAGGUUCCCUCACAGCCCCUGCAUUACUGGUGCCACAGUUCACAUUCAAGUCCUGGGGCUGCUGGAUCAGCCCAUACCUGCUGUUGCCUCCCCUGCCCACUUUCUCAUACAGCCCAGCCCAGAAUCCCUUCCUGGUCUCCUGGGGUCUUUUCCCCUCCCAGCACUGUCCCUUUCCUCUCACUGCUGCACCCAACCUCCAGGCCACA
Neogale vison (American mink) is the source of this 2358-nucleotide messenger RNA. RefSeq names its product EF-hand and coiled-coil domain containing 1 (gene EFCC1). The transcript is spliced from 9 exons. Gene Ontology annotation, molecular function: calcium ion binding. The record is from RefSeq and is a predicted model, not a curated record. The coding region runs from base 1 to 2019 and encodes 672 amino acids. Lineage: Eukaryota; Metazoa; Chordata; Mammalia; Carnivora; Mustelidae.